AUGACCGAAAGCACGUCGUAUAUGGAGAAGUUUUCCGAUAGUGACAUUCACCAACGGUCCUACUCCACAAAACAAGAAGGAAGGACAGGUACAUGGCAAAAUUUCAAGGACUCGUUUAAAAGAGUCACCGUGGACGAUGACAUAGACCCAGAUCUCUCAGAUAUCGAAAGAGCCAAUCUUCUCACAUCCAGAUCACCUCUUCAAAGAAAGUUGAAGUCAAGAAACAUCACCAUGAUUGCCAUUGGCUCAUCUAUCGGUAGUGCACUUUUCGUUGGAUCAGGGUCAGCUCUAAGUACGGGAGGUCCCGGUGGUAUACUUAUCGGAUGGACAAUUACCGGUUUAGCGAUUUUUACCACCAUGCAAAGUUUGGGAGAGCUCUCAGUAGCAUUCCCUGUGAGUGGCGGUUUCAAUUUGUACGCAAGCAGAUUCAUUGACCCUUCAAUCGGCUUCGCCGUUGGCUGGAAUUACUUCAUUCAGUUUUUGGUUCUUCUUCCCUUGGAACUUGUCAGUGGCUCCAUCACUAUGAAGUUCUGGAACACAACGGUUAAUCCUGAUAUUUGGGUUCUUAUAUUUUACGUUGUUGUCUGCUCCAUAAAUAUGAUUGGUGUGAGAGCAUACGGCGAAGCAGAGUUUCUUUUUUCCAUUAUCAAAGUCACCGCAGUUAUAGGAUUCAUCAUUGUCAGCAUCGUGCUUGCUGCCGGCGGCGCUCCAAACGGAGUUCAUCACGGGUCUAAGUUCUGGCAUAAUCCGGGUGCGUUUGCCAAUGGUUUCAAAGGCGUUGCAUCAGUAUUCGUCACAGCAGCUUUUGCGUAUGCUGGAGUUGAACUCGUUGGCCUCGCAGCUGCUGAAGCAGAAAAUCCUAGACGUGCUUUACCACGUGCUAUCAAGCAAGUUUUUUGGAGAAUCUUGAUGUUCUACUUGGUGUCUCUCACAUUGAUUUGCUUUUUGGUUCCAUACGACUCAGAUAGACUUUUAGGUGCAUCCUCAGUGGAUGUCACUGCCUCCCCUUUCGUUAUCGCCAUUGAGCAAGGUGGAAUUCAUGGUCUUCCUCACGUCAUGAAUGCGGUGAUUUUGAUUUCCGUUAUCUCAGUGGCUUCCACAUCGGUGUAUGCUUCCUCUCGCACACUCACAUCAUUGGCAGAGCAAGGAUUAGCGCCAUCUUUCUGCUCCUACGUAGACAGAGCAGGCCGUCCCUUGGCAGCCAUCAUCAUCUGUAACAUUUUUGCAUUACUUGCUUUUAUUGCAGCCAGCAACAAAGAAGGCGAGGUAUUCGACUGGCUCAUGAGUAUUUCAGCAUUGAGCUCUAUCGCAUCAUGGAUCAGCAUCAACUGGGCCCACAUCAGAUUUAGACGUGCUUUAAAAACACAGGGAAGGUCAACUGACGAAUUGACGUUUGUGGCACAGACUGGUCUUAUAGGCUCCUACGUUGGUGGUCUUAUUUUUCUUUUGGUUUUGAUCGCCCAAUUUUGGAUUGCCUUGUUCCCAGUUGGGGAGAAAUCAAGCGCCUACAACUUCUUCUUGUCUUACUUGGGAGGAGUCAUCCUAGUAGUGUUCUACGUGGGCCACAAGCUUUGGAAACGGAAUUGGAUCUUGCAGAUUCCAUCAAGAAAGAUUGAUCUUGACACUGGCCGCAGAGAACCUGAUUUGGAGCUCUUGCGCGAGCAGCUUCGUCAAGAAAAAGCUUUCUUGAAAGGCAAGCCAUGGUACUAUAGACUUUAUCGAUUUUGGUGCUAG
This is a messenger RNA of Candidozyma auris, 1734 nucleotides long. RefSeq names its product Gap5p (gene GAP5). The transcript has a single exon. Gene Ontology annotation, biological process: amino acid transmembrane transport. Gene Ontology annotation, cellular component: membrane. The record is from RefSeq and is a predicted model, not a curated record. Gene Ontology annotation, molecular function: amino acid transmembrane transporter activity. Lineage: Eukaryota; Fungi; Ascomycota; Pichiomycetes; Serinales; Metschnikowiaceae. Bases 1 to 1734 code for a protein of 577 amino acids.